UUGUUCACUAUAACCACGCGGCCGUUCUCACUUUAUAUUCUCACUUUAGAAGCUCAAGUGCCGUACGCCACGCUCAAUCUCAGGACCGUCAACUUCACAAGACCUGCGGGACUCUCCCUGAUUUGUGAAUUUAGUCAUCUAUACGUGAUUCUAUAUGAUAUUAUAUGUAUUUCUACUCACGCUCUAUUAACGUAUUUAUAGUGUUAUAAUUACAACGAUAGAACACAUUAGUUUCAAUAAAAGCUUUUCGGAAAUUGGAGGAAAUAGCGCAGGCUUAUGAAGUUGACAAUCCUGACAGUCAGUCGCGAAGCUUGAUGGUUAAAAAGACGCAGUGAGAACACAGCUCAAACAAGGAUGAUCAUUUGGACUACUACUAUUCCCUGUGGCCACGUACAGUCGUUCACCUCAUUUUAGAAAAAAGAGACAGAGGGAGAAAGAGAAAGAGAAUGUAAACAUACAGUCAUGUACAUGUUCGUACAGUUUUUUUCGCUACAUUUUCAUUAGCUUGCGCUAGCUCUCUUCUCUUCUUUCUUCUAUCAAGUCUUAAUUGUAUUUAUAUCUGUUUCUUAUUAAAUUCCAUAAAUGUAUACUAGUUUAGCGAAAAAGAACAGAUCUAUCAGUAAGAGGCACACUCGAUCUAACGCUACUAGAUUUCCUCAAGUCAGAGUUAGGGCACUGUCCAAUAUUUAUAGGGAAGAAGUGAGUGAGUGAGAGAAAUUGCAGCAUGUUUCGUCACUUCAAUUUUAAAGCUUCUCUCACGCUUCUAUUCGCUUCUUCUCUAUUAAUGGCGGAUAGAACUCGGUCCAAUGAAUAAUUAUUACGCGGUAGUCUAACUUUGACUUGAGAAACGCUAACGCUACGGCGAAACCUCGAUGUCGCGGCUUUAAAUGGCCCUAACCCGCGAGAUAACUCGCCGCUCAGCACAGCGGUAUAAAAGAAGAAGCAAUCUCUUUGAUACGCGUCUACGGCACGCUCUUUCAUUGCCCAUUUGGAAAAGUUGGAUGUCGUGAUCGAUUAGAGCACGGUAAACUUGCUCACACGAGCAACACGCAACCUCUUUCAUUCGCGAUUAAAGAAUCUUUUCUUCGUCUCGUUUGUUUUAACUGAAAUUUUAGCUGUUUAGCCCUACUUUCGACCUCAACUUUCUUACAUCUAUGUUCUGAAGAAUCAAUAUAUGUUUAAUACACACGAAAACUGAAGUCCUACUUAGCAUCUCCAAACAUCAAGAAAAUUCAUCGAUAUAACACUUGUAAGUUCCAAAAAAGACUUCUCGAAAGUGCUAGUAGGUUAAAUAGAAUCAAAAGAAGUUGAUACGAGCUCAAGAAUAUCAAAGUAGAUGUUAAAUGAAAUAUUGAAAGUAGGAUCAGAAUUUUUACUCGAGAGUGACGAGAUUAAUAUUUUUGUUUGAUUAAUGUUUUAUUGUUACUGUGAGUAAUACAGAUAUAAUUAUCGUGUUUGUUUGCAAAAUGGUAGAAAACUGUCUUGUUUAAUUUCAUGAGCUCCACUACUAACGUGCGCCGUGCGUCUUUAUUUCGAAAAAUUUGAAAGACAUCGUAUUAAACACAUCGAAUGAAUAUUCUCUGAAUAUCUUCUUGCGAAUGAGGUACUUGACAAAUUUUCACGACCUUUCAAUUCGGACUCGAAUGAUUAUUCAACCCACGUACUUCACGUGUUCUCGCGUUCGUGUCUGACACUUGAGAUCGACGACUACAAAUUUAGCGUCGACAGCUUGUACGCACGCGUGGGUGUUAAGUAACGCGCAGCGGUUAAAAACGAACGCGAGUUGAAGGCGCGCGCACAGUGGACGAGGAGUUGUAUCUCUCUUCCGGGAUGUAUCGUCCCCUGAUACCUCCGGGAACGAAGCCGGCAAUCGGGUAGCGGUAUUAGAUGGAAGUAUGCAACGAGUCUAGGCGGAGGCAGCGCUCGGUUUUCCCGCGGGACGAUUUCGUCGGCAUCCAAUCUCAGUCCGCAGGCUGGCGCUUCUUUCCCCUCGCAGGUCCCGUUCGGAAACCCAAUUUACCGGAUAGCAGCCAUCCGAGUACGCUUCCCCUCCCUCCCCCGCGGGGUCAUGGAUAUAGGAUCGCAGUCGAUACAAGACAAAUCUAAUCGCUCGUCAUCGGGAAUUGUGGCCGGUCGAAGAGAGGCGAAUUACGCGUGUCGGAGAGGCGAUUAAGUCAACUCUGAUUUCGGGAUCUGCGAGCCGCGGUUCAGGCCGCAAUUGGAUUUUCCGCGUCUCUCCGACGAUUCGGGCUCGUCAGUCCGCGUUACAGGCGACUCAUUAAUAACCGAAUUCGGAUAUAAAUAGGAUUUCUUCUCGACUUUGCGAGCGUGCAAGCUGUCGGAGCAGAAAUAUUACUGCCCUCUACCCCUGCCACUCUUUUGGAACCUUCAGCGAGCCGCCGUAAAUCAAAGCCCAAGAAGCACCAUGGUAGCAUGUGAAUGAUCGGUUCCUCUCUUUCUCUCUCAACGCGUCUCGGGUUCUACCCCGUAUUAGAUUGCACCCGUGUUUUUUUCGCUUGGCAAGUAGACUGAGCCGACAUCAACAGAUUGGCAUCGAUUGGUACGUAACAGUUAUGCAGGCGACUUCUUUUCAGAGAUACUAUUUGUACACCAUUUUCUUUCAACAGCGAGGACGUUUUGCAGACCAGUGUUCGGCAUUAAUCGAUGAGAAUUUUUUCUUUCGCUGAAGUAAUCGUCAAAUCACUAAUUCAUAUUAAUCAAUCGUCAUAUAUGAAAUCACAAAUUAAUUUCACCGGUCGAUCAAAUGAAUUAUUAAUUAAACUUUGAUGCGGCUAAUCAUACACUGAUUAACAAUUAAUUUAAUCAGUCGAUUAAAUUAUUCGUGAUUAGAUUACGUAUCAAUUAAUUUUGAUAAUUGAUCUGCCGAUUAAUUUAACCAAAGAAAACCUUAAUCAACGCUCAGCACUGAUUGAAAUCUUUUGAGAUUAAUUUUUUUAUGUUUAAAACCAGAGCUGGACAUUAAUCCAUCAAAGUUUUUCUUGAUUAAAAUAACUGGUAGAUCUGUAAUCAGAAUUAAUCAAUCGUUAUAUGUAAGGUCGUAAGUAAUUACAUCGAUCGAUAAAAUUGACUACUUAUUAGACUUUGAUGUAAUUGAUGUAAUUGAUUAUAACUGACUAAUAAUAUAAAGACUAUUAACAAUUAUUUAUUAUAUAAUUACUCUACUAACAAUUAAUUUUAUAAAAAAUUAUUUGAAUCAAUUGAAUAAUAUAUAGCGAUUACAUGUAUAAUGAUUAAUUAAUCUCGGUUAUUUAGUCGGAGAAAAUUUUCGUCGAUUAAUACCUCAACACACUGUUAUCGACUUGGAAACUGUGCAACGACUGCCGUUAGCCCGGCAUAAUUAUGGCGGGGAUUUCGCGGAAUCGUACGAUCUUUGCUCCUUUGGGUGGUCUUUACUUGAAGACGAGAUAUUUCGUUGGCGAGUGUAUUAAUAUUGCGUUAUCGCGCGUGCGUAUUUCUGUGCAAUGGUAAAUCAACAAAAAGAUGACUUCCGAUACACGCCGUCACGGUGAAAUUUGGCCCAUUGUUCGUUCGAUGGGAGAGGAAUUUUUGUUGCAACGCGACGGGGCUUUUUAACGACGUAGGGCACAGCGUGCCGCCACAAAGCGCGGCGACUUCGGUGCGCGCGUUUUUCUCAGGGCUCGACCUGGCCGAGGGUCGUUUCUACCUUGCACAAAGGCUCGCCCGGGAGCACCGGGAAAAGGAACGGGGCAGGAGGGAGGAAGGAGAGCGGGGGAGACCUCUGUCAAGGAACUCCAUCCGAGGGCUUUGCCCGACGAAAAGUUAUAUGAGAUAGAAAACUCAGAGUUACCGCGGCGUGAGGCGACGACGCGUGCACGUGCGCGUGUGUGCACGUCGUCCGCACGUGCGAUGGCGAUUGCGAGUGUUAUCGUCGUGUCCAAUCUGGUGAGUAAUGGAACGCGCAAGAUCGGUUUACACACUCUGUACACCUAUCGAGCAUUAGGAGCCCGUCUAAUCAGAGUCACGGUGUAACAACCAGCGAUACCUAUCGAUCCCGUGAUGUCUCGACAAAGGCAAUUGUCCUUGGCACACCUCGUCAAUGAUGUCAUAAUAAUCGCCACACGAGCGCACUACGAAAGUCCGGCGAGCAAAAACAAGCUGCGAGGGAAAUGAGAACAAGAGCAUGGCGUUGGAUAUAAAUGUUGGGGUGACCUGUGAGUUUCCCUCUAGACUACACGAGCUAGCGGAGUUGGCACCCGGCCAAGCUCAACGGUUGAACGAGUACAUCCGCCACUACGAAUCUCUGUCGUACCCCGUCGAGGACGUCCAUCGAAGUCACGUAAGGGCGAAAAGGUCGAUCAGCCGCGACAGCGCCGUGACUGUGAAGUUCCGUGCGCACAACAAGAACUUCCACAUCCGAUUAAAGCGGGACCUCGCCACUUUUAGCAACAACCUAAUCGUAGACGGGCCCACGGGAGAGAGACAGGAUUCCGACAUCUCCCAUAUUUACAAGGGCAAUCUAAUCGGCGAGCCUGAUAGUUACGUGUUCGGAAGUGUCAGUGAUGGAGUCUUCCACGGGAAGAUAAUAUCACCGAAAAGCGGUGCGUGGUACGUGGAAAGAGCGCAUUACUACUUUCCGCCGCACGAGGUAAACGAGACGCUGCACUCUGUGAUCUAUCAUGAGAAUGACGUCGGCGAUCCGUACGCAGACGUUCGACAAGGUGAUUCCGGUGGGUGUGGCAUCACCGAUGAAGUGACAGAAUGGAUGGAGAAGAUCCAAAAUUCUGCUGAACCAGAUGUACCGCUUAAGACGGUUCCGUCAGUGAGCCAAAAGGAGCCGAAACCAAAUGUCGCACCUUGGAAUGGGGACCAGGAGAGUCCUGGUCACAAAUAUAGUAGGGAAGCCAAUCAACCUAGUCAUCGCAGACCACGAAGAGCAACUAGGUCGAAGGAGAACAAUACCUGUUCGCUCUUCAUACAAACAGAUCCUCUUAUAUGGAGGCAUAUUUCCGAACAGCUGCAUCACGACGUGGAGAAAACCCGGGAGGAGAUAUUUUCCUUGAUCGCCCACCACGUCACCGCCGUAAACUACAUCUACAGGGACACGCAAUUCGACGGCAGGAUAGAGCAUAGAAACAUCAAAUUCGAGGUCCAACGAAUAAAGAUCGAUGACGACACGGCCUGCACGCAGCAACAGACGUACAACGAUCCGAACCCGUUCUGCAUGGAGAACAUUGACGUCAGCAACUUUCUGAAUCUGCACUCCCUCGGGAACCACGAGGACUUCUGCCUCGCCUAUGUCUUCACCUACAGGGAUUUUACCGGCGGCACUCUCGGACUCGCCUGGGUUGCGUCCGCGUCCGGCGCGUCCGGCGGUAUCUGCGAGAAAUACAAGACCUAUACUGAGACCGUGGGCGGCAUGUAUCAGUCUACCAAGCGCUCUCUGAACACCGGCAUCAUCACUUUCGUGAAUUACAACAGCCGAGUGCCACCCAAAGUGUCGCAGCUGACUUUGGCGCACGAGAUCGGGCAUAACUUCGGAUCACCGCACGAUUUUCCACCGGAAUGCAGACCGGGCGGCAUGGACGGCAAUUACAUUAUGUUCGCCUCAGCAACGAGCGGAAAUCGACCGAACAACAGCAAAUUUUCAAAGUGCAGCAUUGGCAAUAUCAGUAACGUCCUAGAUGCUAUCGAGGAUAACAAGAAGAGGAACUGUUUCACUGGCGCGUUUUGCGGGAACAAGGUUGUCGAAGCUGGCGAGGAAUGCGAUUGCGGAUACGAUGACGAAGAGUGCACGGACAAGUGCUGUUAUCCCAGACAGGUGUCCGAGGUGGAUAAAAUCAAGAACGAAACGGCGAAAGGCUGCAAUAGAAAAUACAGGACACAAUGCAGUCCCAGUGAAGGGCCUUGCUGUUCGAGCGAUACGUGCCAGUUUGUGCCCCUCUCCCACAAGGUUCAAUGUAAGGCUGAGUCGGAUUGCAGUUACAAUUCCACCUGCAACGGCAGAUCCUCCGAAUGUCCAGCGCCGCUGCCGAGAGCCAAUAAGACCAGAUGUAACGAGGGCACUCAGCUGUGCAUCAACGGGGAGUGCACCGGAUCCAUUUGCCUGGAGUGGAAUCUGACAGAGUGCUUUUUAACGAGCAGCAUCAUACCGAACAUCGACAAGCGAAAGCUCUGCGAAUUAGCCUGUCAAAAUGGCACCGAUGCGUCGACAUGUCGCGGUACGAGCGAGUUUGCGCACAUGGUGGGACUGCCCGAGGGCGGAAUGAGUUUGAGACCUGGUUCACCUUGUGAUAAUUUCCAGGGUUACUGCGACGUUUUCUUGAAGUGCAGAGCCGUUGAUACAGAAGGGCCGCUCGCAAGAUUGAAGAAUCUACUGUUCAAUAAGGAGACCUUAUCAACGGUAGCGCAAUGGGUGACUGAAUUUUGGUGGGCCGUACUGCUGAUGGGCAUAGCUUUCAUCAUAUUUAUGGGGUUAUUUAUCAAGUGUUGUGCCGUGCAUAUUCCUUCCACUAAUCCUAAAAAGCCGCCAGCGAGGCGCAUCAGUGAUACAUUAACAAGACCGAUGAAUACUCUUAGAAGGAUGCGACAUCCUCACGGCGGAGGAGGAGCUGGACCGAGAAGUAUACCUCCGAGACCAAGUCAAGGUGGACACGGUACACGUGGACCUUCUCAUGGUUACGGGGAAGGUAGAGGUGCUCAGUAUUAUCCAAAAGCAGGCUAUCACUCGGUUCCCACAGCUAGUGCGCCACCAAAUAGCAGGUCAGCAGACAACUACGGCCGUUCCAACCACCCAGAACUGUACGCCGGCGCCUAUUCGGGCUCCGGGGGAGGGGGGAGGGGCGCAGCCUAUGAGAUGAGGCAUCACAACAAGGUGUGACGAUCCUAGGACGUCGUCACGGACGAGGACCACCAGUCGCGGCGUUGCACCACGAGUCGUUGUGUAAAACGAUUGCCAAAUGCGAAGGGAACCGAUCCACUCCACGUGAGGAACGCGACGAUGUCUUGUAAUCGAGAUCGAAGCAAUAACGACGAGAUGAUACGGCGCGAUGAUACGGCACGACGUUCAAGCAGAUUGAGAGAUCCGGCGAUACGCGCUUUCACCUGAGUUGCGUUCGAUUGACAUCAUGACGCGAAGAGAGCUACUUGUAGAUAUGAGGAAAGUACGUAUCAGUGAUCCCAAACCGAUCUCUCAUUUUGCGUCGGUUCUAUAGAUGUGAUUUCAAUUAGACCAGAGGCGCUACGAACGGCGACUCGAAAGAUUGCAAGUUGGCCGGAAUCACGAUGUAAUAGAAUAUAACGAUAUAUCGGAAAUCGUGAGUUCCCAAGAUUUUAUAUAUAUAUAUAUAUAUAUAUAUAUAUAUAUAUAUAUAUAUAUAUAUAUAUAUAUGUAACCUUUUUUUAUGUAGUACCAAUAUAUGGUUUCUCGUGUCGUCGUUCAAAAAAUUCGUCGCAUGAUCAAACUUUAGAAUGCUUCGGGCAACCUUCGUUCUUCGCCAGCGAGGGUGAUAUUGUUAUAUGAUCAAAGUAAUUUAAAUCGAUCCAAUGUGUGAUUCAUUUCGCUUUAGCGAUCGACGCUGCUGUUCGCACAGCGACAAACGCGACGGUGUUUUGUUAAACCGCGUCGCAUCUUCGCCCUUCGACAACUACGAGCAUUCAAAGCCAAGACCGUAACGGUCUUUGUGUGACGGCGUCCUUCGUGAUGUCUAUAUAUCUGUGCAUGUCGCUCCCGAAAGUUAAGGCUCAAGGGGUGUGUCGCUUUCUUCGUUGGGUAUUGAGUACGAGUUUAGUAGGAGAUCAGCAAUAUAAGACAAUACGUCCUUUCGUGAUGCAUUAUAUAGACAUACGUUGCGUAAAUGAGUUUUCCAAAGACGUGAUUUUAAUAGUAGUCUGUUUCUUAACAAACUUAACUCGCGUACUCGCGCGAUACGAAUCGUUUUUCUACUCAAGUGAAAUUUUAUCGUCAAGUGGCACGCGCGUCAGUUUAAUUUAAGAAACUUGAUGUGCACCAAACGACUUAUUCGCACGGAAGGAGGAAAAAAAUCUCAUCGUACAUACAACAUUGUUCACGAUAAACUGCAGUUUCAAUGACUGAUUUAUUAACGACUUUCUGGAGCGAAAUGGCACCCUACCAUUACCAAACACAUCACAGGUCAUUCGCUUGAUCUCUGUACCAUUGUAGUAUAAUAAUUAACGAUCUGUAUUAUUCUUAUACUAAUUUGUAUUAGCCAAUUGAAGUGAAUGAAGCUAUAUACGAGACUACGAAGGAUAUAAGAGCAGCAACAACAAAAUGUAAUGCGUUUCUGUAGCGAUAUUCCAUUAACUAUUACAUAUGAACGAAGAUGAUAUUGAUCAUUAUUAAGAUUAUACUUAUUAAUACUAUUAUUAUUAUUACAUUAAUAUUAUUAAUUAGUUAUAUCA
Odontomachus brunneus is the source of this 8400-nucleotide messenger RNA. RefSeq names its product disintegrin and metalloproteinase domain-containing protein 10 (gene kuz). NCBI's taxonomy places the organism in Eukaryota, Metazoa, Arthropoda, Insecta, Hymenoptera, Formicidae. The record is from RefSeq and is a predicted model, not a curated record. Bases 4163 to 6859 code for a protein of 898 amino acids. The transcript is spliced from 16 exons. Gene Ontology annotation, biological process: Notch signaling pathway; membrane protein ectodomain proteolysis. Gene Ontology annotation, molecular function: metalloendopeptidase activity. Gene Ontology annotation, cellular component: plasma membrane.